UUGGAAGAAAAGUUGCGAAAUAAAUCAAGAUCCAUGUUGAGUACACUAAAAUUACAGGCAGCUGAUUUCAGCAUUACCUCCUUCAAGCACGCCUUCCCUAAUAACAUCCGCCCACUACGUUCUCUCAGUAAUCUCCGCCUUCCGCUCCGCCGCAACGCUUCCCAUCCCUUCCGGUCGUACUAUGUUUCAGCUUCGUCGUCUUCGUCUGAGACGUCAGUUUCUACUCAUAACAUCUCCUCCGUCGGAUCCCCCACUCUUCAGCUCUCUCAAUGGGGCCUCACCAACCGCCACAUCCUCGUGUUCAAAGUCUUCGCCUGCGCUGUGGCCUUUUUGGCAACUUGGCUUUUUCUCUCUGCAAUCCCUACUCUUCUGGCUUUCAAGAGAGCAGCAGAGUCACUAGAGAAGCUGAUGGAUGUCACCAGGGAAGAGCUUCCUGAUACAAUGGCUGCUGUUCGGUUAUCAGGCAUGGAGAUUAGCGACUUGACAAUGGAGCUUAGUGAUUUGGGACAGGGGAUUACUCAAGGUGUUAGAAGCUCAACCAAAGCUGUUCGGUUAGCUGAGGAGACAUUGCGUGGGUUAACAGAUGUUGGUUCAUCAGCUUCGGUGCAGGUGGUAGCCAGUCAGAAAGCUGAAGUACCACGACCAGUGUUGGCUAGAACUGCAAGAAGCAUAAGGGAGGGAAUUGUAAAGGGUCGAGCCAUAUUUCAAAUAUUUUUCACUCUUACCCGAUUUUCUAAGAUUGUUCUUAACUAUUUUUCCAGCCGGGGUAAGCGGUAGAACUAUGGAGGCAAGCUUUGUGUUAGGCAAGUUUGGAUUUGUCUUCUAUGCAUGCGAUGCUGAAUUUUGUCAUCUUCUGUUACCAUUUUUACCCCUUAAUGUGUAGUGUGUAUGACUUGAGAUCCAAGUGACCUAUCGAGUUAGGAUUCUUUGCUGUCUCUUUUUGUUCUGCUGAUUGCAGUUGAAGCAUCAUGCUUUGGCUAAAAGAUAUACGAACGAUGAUAAAAUUUUUGCUUUGGACCAGUUGAUAUGAAGCUUGAGAUCCUUCAGCUUCCA
Messenger RNA from Hibiscus syriacus, 1053 nucleotides. RefSeq lists its product as uncharacterized. NCBI's taxonomy places the organism in Eukaryota, Viridiplantae, Streptophyta, Magnoliopsida, Malvales, Malvaceae. The record is from RefSeq and is a predicted model, not a curated record. Bases 34 to 777 code for a protein of 247 amino acids. The transcript has 5 exons.